Molecule: messenger RNA, 2930 nt
Organism: Fundulus heteroclitus (mummichog)
Lineage: Eukaryota; Metazoa; Chordata; Actinopteri; Cyprinodontiformes; Fundulidae
Gene: gpsm2
Product: G protein signaling modulator 2
Exons: 14
Coding region: 371-2353 (660 amino acids)
Molecular function (GO): GTPase regulator activity; protein binding
Source: RefSeq, a predicted model, not a curated record
CGUCAGGAGACAGAACACAAGGAGGAAAGACGGGCGGAUUAGCCGAGAAAGUGCUGAUGGAGCAGCUUCCUCGCAGCCAUGCAUUGGAAGUUAAUGCUGUGACAACAUCCCAGGAGUCUCCUUGAACCUUUUCUCCGGCUCAGAUACGUCUAUGACGUCAGAUGGCUAAUGCGUUUGAUCUUUCCGUUUCUUUUUUUUUUUUUUUUUUUUUACCUCUUUAGUAAUAAACAUGUUUUUUUAAUCAAGGGUUUUUGCUGAAAGCUGAUAACUAGCUAGGGGUAAAGACGGCUGUCCAUGCUUCAGAGAAAAACAAGGCACCGCAGUCUGGAAGCGUUUUUUUUUUUCCUUUUAAGAGGGAAAUCCUCGGUAGAUGCCACUCAGGUGUUCCAUGUGCCGCUGCUGUUGUUGCUGUAAGGCGCAGAAAGCCGGCAGGAUGGAGGUGUCCUGCCUGGAGCUGGCUUUGGAGGGUGAGCGGCUCUGUAAGGUGGGCGACUACAGAGCGGGCGUCUCCUUCUUUGAAGCUGCCAUCCAGGUGGGCACAGAAGACCUGCAGGUGCUCAGCGCCAUCUACAGCCAGCUGGGCAACGCCUACUUCCACCUGCACGACUACGCCAGAGCGCUGGAGUUCCACCGUCACGAUCUCACCUUGACCAGGACCGUCGGGGACCUGCCCGGAGAAGCCAAGGCCAGUGGAAACCUGGGCAACACGUUGAAGGUGCUGGCUCGGUUUGACGAGGCCCUGGUUUGCUGUCAGAGGCACUUGGACAUCGCCCGGGACAUAAACGACAAAGUCGGCCAGGCGCGAGCCCUUUACAACUUCGGCAAUGUGUACCACGCCAAGGGCAAAAGCAUCUGCUGGAGCGGGGCCGAGCCUGGAGACUUCCCUGAAGAGGUCAUGGCGGCGCUGAAGAAAGCGGCGGAGUACUACGAGGCAAACCUGGCCAUCGUGAAGGAGCUCGGAGACCGGGCCGCUCAGGGCCGGACUUACGGCAACCUGGGCAACACACACUACCUGCUGGGGAACUUUGGUAAAGCCGUGGCGUCUCACGAACAGCGUCUGCUGAUAGCCAAGGAGUUUGGCGACCGCUCCGCAGAAAGACGGGCGUACUGUAACCUUGGCAACGCCUUCAUCUUUUUGGGGGAAUUUGAAGUGGCAGCCGAGCAUUACAAACGGUCGCUGCAGCUGGCGCGGCAGCUGAAGGACCGGGCUGUGGAGGCGCAGGCCUGCUACAGCCUGGGUAACACCUACACAUUACUGCAGGACUAUGAGAGAGCCAUAGACUACCACCUGAAACACCUCAUUAUAGCGCAGGACCUCAACGACAGGAUAGGGGAGGGUCGAGCCUGCUGGAGUCUUGGAAAUGCUCACACUGCUCUGGGGAACCACGAUCAAGCCAUGCACUUCGCCGAGAAGCACCUUGAGAUCUGCAAAGAGACCGGCGACAGGAGCGGGGAGCUGACGGCCCGUAUGAACGUCUCCGAUCUCCAGACAGUUCUGGGUUUGAGCUAUAGCACAAAUAACUCCACGCUGUCGGAAAACAAGGAGAUAGACUACAACCUACACGGAGCAAAGCCCAGGAUGAGCAGACGCCACAGCAUGGAGAACCUGGAGCUGAUGAAACUCACCCCAGACAAGAUGAACGGUCAGAAGUGGAGCAGCGAAAUCCUGACAAAGCAGUCCAAACCCUCCCUGACCAAGAGCUCCUCCAAGCUGUUCUUCGUCAGCCGCCUGCGUGGGAAGAAGUACAAGGCUGGGGGCUCCACUAAGGUCCUCCAAGACACCAGCAACACCCUGGGCACAAGUCAGACGUCCGCACAGGGGCCUCAGAAACGGCCCACUCCUGACAUGCUGGGAGACGAAGGCUUCUUUGACCUUCUGAGCCGGUUCCAAAGCAACCGCAUGGACGACCAGCGAUGCUCCGUGCAGGACCGAGGCAGCAGGUUGUCGUUGAACAGCGGGCCGGAUUCACCCCCCAGGACCAUCAGGAAAUCUGUAUCGGAGUCCGUGAACGUAUCCGGGUCGUCUGGGAGGCGGCUGGAGGAGUCGGCGGCGGCGGGGGGGAGCCUGCCAGGUCUGAGGCUCAAUCAGAGCAGCAACCAGGCCGUGCUGAGCCACCUGAUGGCCAACGCCGACAACGCCGAGCCUGAUGACGACUUCUUCGACAUGCUCGUCAAGUGCCAGGGCUCCCGCCUGGACGACCAGCGCUGCGCCCCGCCCCCUCCGCCGGUCCGGGGACCGACCGUCCCAGACGAGGACUUCUUCAGCCUCAUCAUGCGCUCUCAGGCCAAACGGAUGGACGAGCAACGCGUCACGCUGCCUCCUGCCGCCAGGAACGCCUCCAACUCGGACUGAACCGAGCACUAAAAAAGGGACACAAAAAAAAUUUACUUUUCUAAUCUCAUGAAGUCAUGGACUGCAAAGUGAUUAACUCAAAGUAUUUUGUAAUUAGUUUUUUCGUGUCCUUACAUUUGUCCUUAUGGACGAAACAAAGCACUGUAAACAUUGUACAGAAGAUUAUGGAAAAAAAUCUCAAAUUAACCAGUUUGUUUCGCACAACUUGCACACCAGCAGUUUUAACAGUAGCUUUAGGGACUCCUUUCUUCUGUUUUUGAAUGGUUGUUUAUGAAUGAUUUGUAUUUCUCCUCUUUAGUGUAUUUUUCAAUGCACAGCUGCAGCUAUCUUUGUAUUUAUUGUACUUUUUUUCAAUCCUGUUUACUGCCGUCCCAGAAUAAUCUGCUUAGGCUCACGUCUGCGAAUGAGUUUGUCUGAGAAAGAAGGCGAUGAUCUGGUUUGCUCUACGAGUUCCCAAGGACUUUCAAAUGAAAUUAACAUGGAAUAAACCUCAAAUUUAACUAGAGGGGAGCUCUUUUUUUUUCUACUUUGUAUGAAAUGUUUGAGUGAGUUCAGGAAUAAAAAUGUAGAGAUCCUG